AGGGCUGGCACUUAACUUCAUCGACAUGCUAUAUCGCCUUAAUUGAACACCUUGCCAAUGGGUAGCAACAAUGCUCUUACAACUGCCAACUUCGCUUGAUUAACAAGCCUUUGUUUUUUAAGAUACGACUCUUCUACAGAACUACUCAUCUCGAGCCUUGAGGAUGUCUGUAAUUCAAGAUGUCGGUGUCAGCCUGGCGGUCUUGACUCUCAUUAUCGUCAUCGUUUUCUGUUUUGAGGCUCCGAAGAAAAUUCUUACAGUCAGGCUUAGAGUUUGCUUUAGGGCUGGCUGCCUCCUUGCCAUGAGACUGCCUUCCUUUUUCGCUUAUUUUAUUCUCUUUUUGGGGCCCGAUUGGAGAAUUUGUCUGGUUCAGGCUUCCGCUCAUAGUCCUGUCACCUGUCCAGGAACCAUACUUAGUCCGCUCGAAUCGUCAUGAUAAAGCUAUAUCGCCUCCGAUUUAAUAGAGAGGAUGCCUACGUUUGUUGCCUACUGAAAGGCAUUCUUUACCUGCUCGCU
Molecule: messenger RNA, 516 nt
Organism: Aspergillus glaucus CBS 516.65
Lineage: Eukaryota; Fungi; Ascomycota; Eurotiomycetes; Eurotiales; Aspergillaceae
Exons: 2
Coding region: 164-436 (90 amino acids)
Source: RefSeq, a predicted model, not a curated record